CAAAAUGGCAGCGACUCUCUUCCCCCCCCCCGGGCUGCGCGCGCAGCACGGUCGGGCUCGCCUACGUCAAAAACACAGGCCAGGCGAGGAAGCGGGUUGUGGCGGCUGCGCGCGUAGCCCCGUUGGCAUGUUCUACUCUGGGGACGGAGAGGGGGUGCCCGCAGUCCAGCGAUACCAGCCGGGAUCUAUCCAUCCUGCCAAUGAGGGGCCUUUUCCUAUUGGUGGCCUAAAGUCAGCUGACAGAAUGGCAUACCUGCUGGGCAAUCCAAACUGUAUGGAGAGCUUGAGGAAGGACAUCACCGAUCUACAAGGAGCCAUCAUUGAUGUCUUUUCCCGGGCUGGGGCAGUGCGUUAUCCCUCCUGGAAGUUUCCCAAUAAAGUGUCCUGUGAUCUGGAUCUGGUGGCUUUGCUGGAGCAUUAUGACUAUGUGGAGAAUGACCCUGAAUGUACCCAGCAUUCCCAUGUAAUGCUCCUCGAACUGGUGAUUGACAGGUGA
Terrapene triunguis (Three-toed box turtle) is the source of this 496-nucleotide messenger RNA. RefSeq names its product coiled-coil domain-containing protein 157-like. NCBI's taxonomy places the organism in Eukaryota, Metazoa, Chordata, Testudines, Emydidae. The record is from RefSeq and is a predicted model, not a curated record. The coding region runs from base 5 to 496 and encodes 163 amino acids. The transcript is spliced from 2 exons.